This is a messenger RNA of Gossypium raimondii (Peruvian cotton), 1787 nucleotides long. RefSeq names its product probable polyamine transporter At3g13620. The transcript has a single exon. Lineage: Eukaryota; Viridiplantae; Streptophyta; Magnoliopsida; Malvales; Malvaceae. Gene Ontology annotation, biological process: transmembrane transport. The record is from RefSeq and is a predicted model, not a curated record. Gene Ontology annotation, molecular function: transmembrane transporter activity. Gene Ontology annotation, cellular component: membrane.
GCUGAUAACGCGUGGGGCUAACUCCAAUAAUUAUGGAGAAAGCCACUUGCAAGGGCUGUCUGCUGAGUUUUCACAGUUGCAGAGUGGAUGGUUUAAAAGUAGCUGCAUCUGAUGUUCAAAAGGAGGAGUGAAUUUACUUGCAAAAUCGAGCCAACAUUCAAGAACCUUUGAGCAUUCCAAUUCCUAAAGUAAGUGCAAGCGAUCCUGAUGGGAGACUCCAAUUACUCCCAACAGCUCUUAGACCACCAGGAAACUCUUCCGACCACCAAGGCCGCCAGUGCAAGUCAAAACCACAAAAAGCUAUCUAUCAUCCCCUUCAUCUUCCUCAUCUACUUCGAGGUCUACGGGGGAGCAUAUGGUGCAGAGGCAGCAGUGGGUGCCGCUGGGCCCCUUUGUUCCAUAUUGGGGUUCCUCAUUUUCCCUUUCCUAUGGAGCAUACCUGAGGCAUUGAUCACAGCUGAGCUUGCGACCACCUUCCCCGGUAACGGCGGCUACGUCAUCUGGGCUCACCAGGCUUUUGGACCAUUCUGGGGUUUACUUAUUGGUUCCUGGAAAUUCGUCAGUGGAGUCAUCAACCUCGCCUCAUGCUCAGUUCUUUGUAUCGAGUAUAUUAAGUUAGUUCUCCCACUUUUCUCUUGUGGGGCAUCACGAUACUUUGCAGUAGUGUCAUUAGCUUUGGUUUUAUCUUUCUUAAACUACACAGGCUUGGUUGUAGUUGGUUACACUGCAAUACUUUUAGGUAUUUUUUCACUUCUACCAUUCAUAUUGUUGGCUUUGAUUUCAAUUCCCAAUAUUGAUCCAAGUAGAUGGAUCAGUUUGAAUGAGGACCGAGUUAAAACCGAUUGGUCAUUGUUUUUCAAUACCCUUUUUUGGAACCUGAAUUUCUGGGACAAUGCCAGUUCUUUAGCAGGUGAAGUGGAUCGACCCCAAAAGACAUUCCCUAAAGCUCUUUUCUUAGCCGGGCUGCUCACUUGUUUAGCUUACCUGGUGCCACUUUUAGCCGCUACUGGGGCUAUGCCACUAAAGCAAGAAAAUUAGGUCAAUGGCUAUUUUGCCGAUGUAGCCCAAAUCGUUGCAGGCAAGUGGUUAAUGAUCUUCCUUGAAAGUGGUGCAGUUUUAUCGAGUAUUGGAUUCUAUGAAGCACAACUCACUAGUUGCGCAUAUCAGCUUCUUGGAAUGGCUGAUUUAGGGGUAUUGCCUCAGUGUUUCUCGGUGAGAUCCAAGUGGUUUAACACACCUUGGUUAGGGAUUUUGGUCUCAACUUUGAUAACUGUAGCAGUUUCUUCUAUGAACUUUGCAGACUUAAUUUCUUCAAUUAAUUUCUUGUAUAGCUUAGCGAUGUUACUAGAAUUUGCAUCUUUCCUUUGGUUGAGGAGAAAAUUGCCAAUGAUGGAAAGGCCUUUUAGAGUGCCACUGGAGUUCCCUGGUUUGACUAUGAUGUGCUUGAUUCCUUCUGGAUUUUUGGUCUAUAUUAUGUCGCUGGCUAAUGGAACUGUGCUUUUGGUGAGUUCUGUAGUGAGCGCUCUUACUACUUUAUGGUACUUUAUGACGAAUCAUUUCUGCAAGUCCAACAUGUGGACCCACUUUAAAAAUGUUGGACCAAAAUUGAUGGAUCAGGAUUUGGAGUAGGCUGGCUGAUUAAGAUUGCAGUUAAUUAGUUUGAAAAGUGAUUACCUAUCUGAAUUUGAUAAAUCUUUGCAGCUAACAGUGGCAAAAUGUGAAUUGAAAUUGUUAAAAAUCAUGUUGGCUUCGUUUAUUCAUAAAUAUAUUUAUGGGUUAAUAAAGUA